This is a messenger RNA of Heterotrigona itama, 1067 nucleotides long. NCBI's taxonomy places the organism in Eukaryota, Metazoa, Arthropoda, Insecta, Hymenoptera, Apidae. The record is from the annotation of a GenBank genome assembly.
AUAAACUGAACUUUCUGUAUUGUAAAACACAAUACCUAGUUUUAAGGAAAUUUUAAAUAAAAUAUGUAAUACCACACACAUAUAUCACAAAAAAAGCACUCUCUAAUUGAAUAAUUUAAUAUUUCAAUACACGUAAUAUUUUAAUAUUUGAGACGUUUAAUACUUUAAUAUUUGAGAAACGUAAUUUUAAUUUUUAUAAGUUUUUAAGCAAUACAUUUGGGAAUACUUUUUAAUCACUAAACUUUUUAUUCACAUUAUUUCUAGCUCAAAAAGAAAAGAUGGCUUCGCAGAUGGCGCUGACGUUUGGUGUCAAAUGUAUACAAUGUACACAGUUCGAAAUUACGUUUAAUUAAUUAAUAAUAUUUAUUAUACAUUAAUAAAACAAAUAUAUCAAUUGCGUAAUAAUACAUUAACUGUCGUAUCUAGAGUUUUCUUUUUUCACUGAAAAAAUGGGUGAUGAAGAAGUAAUACGCCGAAGAUUACUGAUUGACGGAGAUGGAAUUGGAGAUGAUCGUCGAAUAAAUAUACUUCUAAAAUCAUUCAUAAAAUGGGCAAAUAGUCCAGAUGUAGAUAACACUUUGCAUGAAAGAAUGUUGUCCCAGCUGGCUCAAUGUGAAUUUGCACAAAGGAAAUCCAGAUUAGUCUCAAAUAUGAGUCAAGAAGAACUGAAGAGCUACGAACAGUUAUCAAAGGAAAUUGAAAUUCAAAUAGAGGAGGCUAAACGGGACAUAGAAAAAACAAAAGCAGAAUUGCAAGAUGCUAAACGUGUUAGGAAAAAUAGAAUAGAAUAUGACGUACUAGCAAAAGUUAUAAACGAGCAGCCGGAUAGAGUAGAAACCAAUUUAAAGCUUGCUACAUUACGUGAAGAAUUAGGUAAACUAAAGGAAAAGUCUGAACAAUUAGAACAUAAAUUAGAAAUGAGACGUAAACAGUUCCACGUUUUAAUAUCUUCCAUACAUUCUUUACAAGGAAUGUUAGAUGAGUGUGAUGAGGAAAUAAUGGAUGUAAGUUUAGAAAAUUAUGAAGACACAGAUACUUCAAUACCUAUGAAAACUGAAACAUCUUGA